AUGGAGAUGGUUGGCAGCCAGUGGCGUACGCUAGUCGAGUCGAUGACUGGAUCUCCGACCAAGACGACAAGUCCUGGAGCGAUCGUGAUGCACUCAGCUACGCGUGGUCUCAUGGUGGGUCAGGUGACGACGAACCCGACGUGGUCGUUCGUGGAGCCCGAAGCAGACUUCGAGGUGGACUUCUACCCUGCCCGUAAGCCGUCGCCGUGGAUUGUUCUGGAGACCGACAUGCUGCGUACGCUGCAGAAGGAUAUCAUGGGCAACUGGUCGGAUUGGGACGCCGAUAGCUGGUACUACAACGGCAAAUAUUUCCAGAAGUACGCGUCGUUGUGUCUGAUGGCAGCAGACAGCUCGGUGGUUGGCCCGGACACACUGCUUCUAUCGUUCUGUCUGGAGAAGCUGGAGAAGAUGAUUGGCCGGUGCUGA
Molecule: messenger RNA, 426 nt
Organism: Phytophthora infestans T30-4
Lineage: Eukaryota; Oomycota; Peronosporomycetes; Peronosporales; Peronosporaceae
Exons: 2
Coding region: 1-426 (141 amino acids)
Molecular function (GO): endo-1,3(4)-beta-glucanase activity
Source: RefSeq, a predicted model, not a curated record